Molecule: messenger RNA, 3188 nt
Organism: Hippocampus comes (tiger tail seahorse)
Lineage: Eukaryota; Metazoa; Chordata; Actinopteri; Syngnathiformes; Syngnathidae
Gene: mtmr11
Product: myotubularin related protein 11
Exons: 19
Coding region: 473-2911 (812 amino acids)
Biological process (GO): phosphatidylinositol dephosphorylation
Cellular component (GO): cytoplasm; membrane
Source: RefSeq, a predicted model, not a curated record
UGAAUAGAAUCAUUUCGCUCUUGUUUUGCCACCACUUCCGGGUGUAGUGUUCCUUUAAGUAGCUGGACGUCUCUCGUUUCUCCUUGGACUGCUUCUCCAAGAAGACGUCAACAGCCAGCCAGGCGGGCAGCGAGUCAGUGUGCUGUAUUCGUGUGCGGAUGGAGAAGUAGAGCAGACAGCGGGAGAGCCUUGCUUUUUUUAUGUGGCGUUUUUGAGCGUCCACGGCGAUGAGAAGCACGGCGGGCGCGGAGGUGCGAGGCAUCCAUUGCCGGUGUCCAGAACAACGCCGGAGGAUGACCGCCGCACUUUCGUCAUUUUGCAGACACGAUUUCUUCGUUUUCUUCGCUUUUUGUCUCACUAGUUAACAUGGAGCGAGGACGGCAGUAGCGACACUUUUUUCAACGCUUCCNCCCCUGCUGUUUAAUUUCAUUUUAAAUUAAUUUGGGGGGUGUUUUGUGAGGGUUAUGGAACCAUGUUGACUGGAUCUAAAAGCACGUUUAAAGUCCGACAAAUGGGGCCGGACAUCAAGGAGAGGAUGCUGAAUCAGGGUGGGAUGACGGCGCGGGGUCGAGAUGUCUUUGAACUACGUUGUCUUCCAGGCGAGUGCGUGCUGCAGAGGGCUGUCAUGGUGAGGAAGAAGCUUACAGCGAGGGAAGGCAGAGGCUGGCUAUCAGGAACGCUCUUCUGCACGCACUUCCGAGUCGCCUUCGUGCCCCAGGAUGCUCCCAAACCUGAUGACAAUGCCGACCCGGUUCUUUUGGGGGAUCAUGACGUCGCUUUGGCAUCUAUUGAGAAGGUCGUAGUUGUGGGCCCCAACCGGACCAAACUGGUGACCCCAAACUCAUCGCUCAAGUUCACGCCGGAGGAGCUGGUGCUUUACUGCCGCGACCUGCGAGUCAUCUGCUUCCUGUUUGACCGCCUCACCCCCGACGCCCAAGUCAUCGAGAUAACGCACACCAUCGCCAAAACCUACCAGCCUCUCAAGCCGGGCUCUGUGUUGUCCUUCCAGAACGCCGCCCUUGGUAGCGUAGAAAUGAAGCAGUUCCUAAGCAACCGGCGGCGGGACGCCCACAUGAACUGGCACGAGUCGGCCGCCGACUGGGAGCGAGAAGUGGAGCGCUGCGGCGCCACCGGCUGGAGAGUCAGCUCGGUCAAUGACCGCUUCGAGAUGUCCACCAGUCUUCCAAGAUUCAUCGUUGUUCCUCAGAAGGUUCUUGACACCGAACUGAAGAAAAGCUUCGCCCACUUCAAUGACGGACGCAUCCCCCGUUGGUGCUGGCGACAUCCACGCGGCAGCGACCUCCUGCGCAUGGCCAGCUUCCAGAACAACAUCUACCACGAGAAGGACGACAUCAGGAACCUGGAGCUCAUCCUGUUCGGCUGCCAUUCGUCAGCAUGCGUGGUGGUGGAACUUGGCGAGGAGCUUCCCUCGCCCGCCGACAUCCAGCUGGCGCACGGCCGCCUACGAGCGCUCUGUCUUGGAGAUAUCUCCACGUCUGUGACUGUGCCGGAUGAAAAGUGGCUGUCCACGCUGGAAGGAACACACUGGCUGGACUACACCAGAUGGUGCCUAAAGAAAGCUUCGGAGGUGGCGUGCCUUCUGCGCGGCGGUCACAUGACUGUGGCGCUGCAAGAGGCGGAGGACCGAGACAUGAGCUGUGUGGUGUCCAGUCUGGUCCAGGUAAUGUGCGACCCCCACUGUCGCACACGAGGCCCCGGGGACGACCUAGGAGACACUGAAGAGACUAUGUCACCCAGCUGGCCUAGGAACGCCUCUGAAUUCCCCGGGAAGAAUUGGAAGAAGAGCUGCUGCGGGCCACAGCUCCCACGUAGACGCUCACGCGUGCUUGUGGUGUGGUGUCUUCAGGCUCCCGUCUUCCUGCUUUUCCUGGACUGCGUGUGGCAGCUGUGGUCGCAGUACCCGUCUCGCUUCCAGCUGACGGACGACUUCCUGCUGGCGCUGCACGACAGCACCCACCUGCCGCUCUUCUCCAGCUUCCUGGCCAAUUCCCAACGGGAGAGAUGCAGACGCACACAGAAUCUGGGCCAGUGCUACACGCCCGUCAACGGCUGGCGAGACCCGCUGCACACUGAUAGCGGGCCGGAGCCGCCUGACCCUCCGCUGCCGCCCGUGUGGGACUGGUCGCUGCAGUACAGCGAGCGGCGACAGGCUGCUUUCACGCAGCCUGUCCCUCAGACACCCCAGCCACCUUCCCUGAUCAACGGAAACCUCAACACCCACCAGGACGCCUACCGGCCGAGCGACGGCACCCCCGGCUCCGUGUUCCUCCUCUCCCGGGGCGUCUUCUCAUGUCCCACCAACCUGCUCCCGUGGCGCGGGGGCGGCGCGGGCGUCAGCAUUUCGGGCGUCUACCGCAAGAGCCACCGCAGGGCGCCGUCCUCCGAGAACGUCCCCGGACUGGAGAGACUGCUGAAGGCCUGCUCCCUCAGCGAGGCCCCCUCCAAGCCCAAGUCGGACCCCUACGAGCCCUUGCUGCCCCUCCUCAUGGGGCCCUGCAUGGGCCUGUGGAGGGAGUGUUACCACCGGGGGGCGCUGCAUGCUCAGGCCUUCUCGCACCCGCUCAGCGCCAACCACUGUCACCCGCUGGAGCUCCUGGCCAGGGAGGUGCGACGCCUCCAGGCGCGGCUAGCCCAGGCGAGCCCCGCGUCCGCCGCCGAACCGCGGCCGGCCCACGACGCCAACCACAAUGCCAACAACGGCACCUUCCUCUUCCCCAAGUCUCACGGAGCCGCCGCUUCCGCCCCCAAAGCGCCCUCGGCUGCCCCCGCUCAGGCGUCCAGCCCCGCGCCCAGAGAAAACGCAAACAAACACAGCUUUCUGUUCGGGCACGCUUCGGACACCCGUAUGGGUCGCGCCAACUCCAAAGUGGCCAAAAGCAACCCAAGUUAAUCAUGUGGCCUACCCUGCAGCUUCUUUGUUUUUGUUUUUUUUUGUUUGUUUGGGUUUUUUUUAGGGCACCUUCAAAGUAUCAGAGAAGAAAAGGAUGACCCACAAUGCACUUGGAGACCCUUCUGACACAUUUUCUGCAAGAGCGGAGCCGUCUAUUUUUAGGCUGCAAAUGGAAAAAUGUGCCAAGAUAGCACAUGAAAAGGUACUUGCCGCCGGGGUUGCAAAACUUGUCCAAAUCAAAUGUACAAAAUUGAUAUCACGUUAAAAAAAAAAAAAA